Molecule: messenger RNA, 1982 nt
Organism: Sycon ciliatum
Lineage: Eukaryota; Metazoa; Porifera; Calcarea; Leucosolenida; Sycettidae
Product: U11/U12 small nuclear ribonucleoprotein 25 kDa protein-like
Exons: 1
Coding region: 113-634 (173 amino acids)
Biological process (GO): mRNA splicing, via spliceosome
Cellular component (GO): U12-type spliceosomal complex
Source: RefSeq, a predicted model, not a curated record
ACUCGAAGACAAAGUUAGAAAGCACAAACAUUGUCGUUCCAGGUGUGAUGCUCCAAGGCCGGGGAGCGUUUGGACUGCUUCUCAGACAUUAUAGGUCAGGUAGCAUUUGGUGAUGUCGGAACAAACUGCUGAGGAUGAUUCUCCACAUGGGGAUGCGGUGGUGGCUGAUCAGAGUGCAAUAUCGCACACCGACGCCAUGGAGACAUUUCGCCUUGGUGUUUCGCGGCUGAUCGCGUCGGACCCGGCCCUGUCCUAUCUACCCGGAGACGUGGUGCUGGAAGAAGCUCGCCUGCAGCUAGCCCUGCACCAGGGCAAGGCGGUGACGGUGUUUCUGCGCAAACUGGACGACAGCACUGUGCCAAUUCCGGUGAUGCAAGGCUCCAGGGUGAUCGACCUGAAGCGCUCCAUUCGCCUACACCUGGGGUCGCAGCUGCGACGCGCCAACAGAACUAUGCCGGUAAGCUGGAGGCACGUUUGGAAGUCCUAUCACUUGGCCAUCGGUCAGACCAAGCUCAGUGACGACAACGAACUGCUGCUGAACUAUGGCGUAGGCAACCGGUCUGAAGUCUCUUUCAUCAAGAAGCUGCGACAAGAGAGCAAGGGAAAGCGUGUGAGAGUGCGAAACGACGGAUAGACACGUGCGUGUGCUGGGAUGAGGAGCAACGCAGUUCAAGGUUUAUUCAAUACCAAUGCCAGACGAAUUACAAUCCUCGGGGCUUGGACGAUGAUGAUUACCGAAGCACCUGUUGGCAUAUUGAUGACUGACGUAUCAUCGAUACCCUGCUGCUUUGAAACAGGGUGCUGCAGCACCAGCAAAUUCUACACCAACCACUCUGUAUGGGUUGGUGUAUCAUAGACUGUGGCGAAACUGACAGGCAGGGCACUACGUUUCUUUGCCCCUGCCGAAUGGGCCACGCUGAACCAGCGCCAAUCUGCUCGCAAGACAAGCAAAUCAGCGGCAUUGUCCAGUCCAGUGAACGGCCAGGCUCACGUACAGUCACUGACUGCAUGGUGUUGCUGUGGGUGGAUGCUCACGGUGUCACUGUGAGUGGAUACUGCCAUCAGUAGCAAGAGCAGGGUCCUGCCGACCAUCAACAGUCACAACCAGGUGGCUGUGUAUACAUGGAGUAGUAUUUUUUGGACUCAAUAGUCGUACACGAGCGUGGCGAAGUCACCGGUGGAGGUCAUGUCAAAGGACGCUCUCGCUUGUACGUGCAUAUCGGAAGUACUAGUACCAUCCAGGUCACUGAGGUGUAUUGCACACUCCUGUACCGAUUCUAUGCUCUUGCAUACCUUGCUCAUCCACGCUCGUGCAUACAUCUACCCGCGUGGCACCAAGGCACACAGCCGUUGUCGAUAGCCACUAAUAGACUGUGCAUAGCAUGUCCAAAGUUAGUUUUCUGUUUUGCUGCCAAUGCUAUGUAUGUCUGUGUGAGUCCAUGCUUUGCCAAUGAGCUGCAUGUCUGCUGUGAAAAUGCACUGCGGUAUGUGUGUGUGUGUGUGUGUAUGAGUGUAUGAGUGACUCAGUCUAUACUGUACCAAUGCACUACGGUACGUGUAUGUCUGUGUGAGUCCAUGCUUUGCCAAUGCCAAUGUACUGCAUGUGUCUGCUGCUGUGUAAAUGCACUACGGCAUGUACUGUGGCAGUGCACGUCUAUGCUGCUCACUGGCACACUAGUUACAGCUAUGCUCUUAUUUUCAAGGGGGAAACCAGAGAAUUUGUUCUACCUCCACCACGAGCGCUCUCUGGCCAACCUCGGCCACUGCUUACCCUCAUGUUCUCAAGAAACCAGAGUUUUUUUUAAUUUUUAGAGAGGAUUUAUCCGCAUAUUAUGUGUUGAUAAAAUUUAGUAGGAAAUAAUUGAAAAAUUAUGCGCAAUAAUCUGCUGUAGACUGCUUCAUAAAUCCACUCGGUCUCUAGAGUGCAGAUAACUACUGGGUUAAAGUCAACAAAUAUUCGUCGCAUAUUUAUUUUCGGCUAU